This is a messenger RNA of Prorocentrum cordatum, 640 nucleotides long. The record is from the annotation of a GenBank genome assembly. Lineage: Eukaryota; Dinophyceae; Prorocentrales; Prorocentraceae.
UCCUUGUGUCCUUCGCGUUCAUGCAGGAGAUACUGGUGAUGCUGCCGAUACCCCCGUUCAGCGGCAUGUCGGACAUGCACUCCCGGCUGUUCUACUCGACUGCGCUGUGCUACGAGUGCCUCCUGGUGAGCCUGCUGCACCUGCACGCGUGGCGCCCAGACGAGGUGUGGUACGGCGACGACGGCCUGCCAGGGCACAGGAGCGAGUCUCGCGAGCUGGAGCUGUCGGCGCUGACGCACGGCACGGGCUCCUUCGCGGACGACGGCGGGAUCAAGAUCGGCGCCAGCCUGGGAGACAGCCUGUGACCGCACGGGAAGAGUCCCCCGAUCCCGUCCUCCCGAUCCUGGCCCUCCCCUUCCUCCCUAAAGGCCGACUGUACCCUCACCGCCGCCCCGGUUCUUUGACGCCCGUCGUCGCGCCCUCGCGGGCAAGUGCGGGCGCGUGCAGCAGCUGGCAUCGAGCUCGCCGUUGCUCUCCCGCAGCCUGUCGCUCCUCCUCCUCCUCCUCCUCCUUCGACAUUGUUCGUCGUCAGCUCCCUCCUCCCCGCGCCGUGCCGCGGCUCCUGACCCAACCGCGGCCGCGAGCUGGCCAUGCACGCGCAGCUCGUCAGGCCGCGCGGCCGGGCCGAGCCGGUCAUGCC